AUGUUCCGUCGUAUUUCUGUUCCUUUGCGUUCGGUUGCUCGCCGCACCUACGCGACUCAGAACGUCAAGGUUCCUGUUCAGCUCUACGGCCUGGACGGCACCUACGCGACUGCACUUUUCGAGGCUUCCGCUAAGGCCUCCUCCAUUGCCAACACUGAAAAGUCCCUGAAGGAGCUCAGCGACCUCAUUGCCCGCGACCCCAAGACCGGCGGUAUUCUGACCGACCCCUCGUUGACCAAGAGCGACCAGGAGAGCGUCAUCAAGAUCGUCACCGAGCAGCUCAAAGCUGACAACGUUUUCAAGGGCUUCCUCGACGUCAUGGCCUCCAACAACCGCAUGGGCCUUUUGCCUGAGGUCAUCCGCCAGUUCCAGGUCCUUGCCGAUGCGUACAAUGGUCGCGUUGAGGCCGUUGUUACCUCUGCCACCAAGCUCGACAGCUCUAUCAUGAAGCGCAUCACCGCUGCUCUGGAGAAGUCCGAGUUUGUCGGCGCCAACCAGACUCUGAAGGUCUCUAACGUUGUCAACCCUGCAAUCAAGGGCGGUCUCGUCGUCGAUAUCGGCGACCGUACUGCUGAUCUUUCCGUCGCCCGUGAGCUCACCAAGUUCAACGAGCUUCUGUCUACCGCCAUCUAA
This is a messenger RNA of Wickerhamiella sorbophila, 633 nucleotides long. Its product is annotated as ATP synthase subunit 5, mitochondrial. Gene Ontology annotation, molecular function: proton-transporting ATP synthase activity, rotational mechanism. NCBI's taxonomy places the organism in Eukaryota, Fungi, Ascomycota, Dipodascomycetes, Dipodascales, Trichomonascaceae. The coding region runs from base 1 to 633 and encodes 210 amino acids. Gene Ontology annotation, biological process: proton motive force-driven mitochondrial ATP synthesis. The record is from RefSeq and is a predicted model, not a curated record. The transcript has a single exon.